Messenger RNA from Hemiscyllium ocellatum (epaulette shark), 1761 nucleotides. It is a transcript of the gene selenol, whose product is annotated as selenoprotein L. Bases 2 to 520 code for a protein of 172 amino acids. The transcript has 9 exons. NCBI's taxonomy places the organism in Eukaryota, Metazoa, Chordata, Chondrichthyes, Orectolobiformes, Hemiscylliidae. The record is from RefSeq and is a predicted model, not a curated record.
GAUGGAGCUGGAGCCGCAGCCGGAGCAUGGCACCGCGGAGGAGCAGCUGCUGCGGGCCCUGAGCGAGCUGUCCCGGGCCGGCAGGACGAUCCUGGCGGGGGCUAAGGCGGACAGCUGCGGAGGAGGAGGAGCAGCAGCUGUCGAAGUGUUGCAAGAGUUUGUUUCUCGGAAGAUAGGACGCAUGGCUGGAAUGAUUCACUUGUAUGUAAACUUUCUCAACAGUUUGCAUGUGCACAAGAGAAGUGAGGCUGAAGACCUAUGGGAGACAUUUUAUCACUCAGCUUCUGUUCGUGAUCAUGUGGAAGAUUUGAUGCAAUUUGAGCUGGAAUGGAACAACUUCCUGAGUGAGGUGGAUGCCAGAUUAAAGACCAACUGUUUCCAUGCCCAGCUGAAGUUGGGAACACAAGUUCCUAUGCACAUGACAUUCACUGAUGUGAGAAGUGGAAGAGAAGUUCGAUUUGAGGAGAUCCUCCAGCAUCGGAAGAAGCUGCUGCUGGUCUUGCUCAGACAUUUUGCCUGAUUACCAUGACGUGAUCAUUUGGCACAGCUUCAGAAGAAUCAGAGCAGUCUGGAUGCUGUGCCACUGAAAGUUUUGGUGAUCUCGUUUGGCUGCCGUGAAGGUGCACUCCAGUGGCUUCAGGAGACUAAGUGUUCCUACGACAUGUUGUUGGAUCCCAGUCGCCAGUUGUAUCAUGCAUUUGGUUUGGGAGCAUCCGUUGAAAAGGUCUGGAAUGUCAGCGUACUUACUUACUACGCCGAACAAAUAGUAUGCAGUCGCUCCUUACCACGGAAAAUGGAAAACAUUGUGGAUGAUCCUCACCAGCUUGGUGGUGACUUCGGUUUGAAUCAAAAUGGGACCGUGAUCUUCUUCCAUCCCAGCAGUAAUCCAACUGACAGACCUGACAUUUCGGAAAUACUGCUUGCCAUGCAAUAAAGCUGCUCGUGUAGCACAGCAAGAAAAUUUUUACUUGGAGAGGGGGAAAGGGUUUUCAUGAUUGUUCACUCCUAAGUUGUAUUUAAUUAAUUAAUUCAAGACAACAGUUAUUUGGCUGACAAAUAAUUAGUGAUAGAUUUGACUGCCUUAAAGGAGCAAGGGUUGUGUUUUGUUCAGGGGUGCAUUUGGCAGUGGGAGAUGGUGGGAUGUGGUUGUGAUCCAUUGACAUCCUAGAGAAAAUUGUGGUCAUUUGAUUUUCAGACAAUUUCACUGGGGCUGAUUCGUGUCAGAAUUUCCUCAUGGUUCUUCGGAAAAUUGACUGGGAUCAAGAAGGGUCAAGAAUUACUUGCUCAUUAUGAUCUUCUGUCUCUUUAAGCAGAACACUGAGAAAAACUGGAGUGGGCCUGAAUAUAGUAUCUGAAUUGAGAUGGGCCAAGCAUUUUGGCAAAAUUGGCUUGGAAAGUUUAAUUGUAUUUUUCUUUGGUUGCUGUUCAUUGAAAAAUUAAAUUAAAUCAUUGUCAAGAAUUUGGUGUUUUUAGUAAGAUGUGCAGAAAGUGGUGAACAGCUCCUAAAUGGUGGUAUAAAGGGUCCUGGCUUCUUUUGUGUGUAUGAAGGCAGUGCUAUCACUCAGGGUGUCUGAAUGGUACUGCUUGAUGUAAUUGUAAAACAGGUCAGCAUGACUCUUUAAAACACGAGGCAUCUACUUACAAGUUCACUCACUGUGAUUGAUAACUUGGCAUUGAAACAAUUCAAUAUUAAAAGGUUGAAUACGUCCUGACUUUAUGACUUGAUUCACUUUGCUGCAGCAAGUCAAAGAUUAUAUCUUC